Erpetoichthys calabaricus (reedfish) is the source of this 1684-nucleotide messenger RNA. Its product is annotated as potassium voltage-gated channel subfamily A member 7-like. Gene Ontology annotation, biological process: potassium ion transmembrane transport; protein homooligomerization. Gene Ontology annotation, cellular component: membrane; voltage-gated potassium channel complex. NCBI's taxonomy places the organism in Eukaryota, Metazoa, Chordata, Cladistia, Polypteriformes, Polypteridae. The transcript has 2 exons. Bases 1 to 1596 code for a protein of 531 amino acids. Gene Ontology annotation, molecular function: delayed rectifier potassium channel activity; protein binding. The record is from RefSeq and is a predicted model, not a curated record.
AUGGAUGAGAUGAACCACAAUAUAACCUGUCUGAAGGACAAAGAAACCACUAGAGAUGGGGACCAGGAACACCAAAGUGACAGCACCCAAGACUUGACAUUAACUGUCCCCAAGAAAAGGAAGAGCAGAAAGUCCAGCUCCCUUUGGAGGUCCAGUGGAGUGCUGAGUGAACGAGUGGUCAUUAAUGUGUCUGGACUACGGUUUGAAACACAGUUACGCACACUGAGCCAGUUCCCAGACACUCUCCUUGGAGACCCCCAGAAGCGGGGGCGCUACUAUGACCCAUUGCAUAAUGAAUAUUUCCUGGAUCGCAAUCGGCCAUGCUUUGAUUCUAUCCUCUACUUCUACCAGUCAGGUGGACGCCUCAAAAGACCAGCAAACAUCCCCCUGGAUGUCUUCAUUGACGAAGUUAAGUUCUAUCAAUUAGAGGGUGAGGCACUGGCACGUUUCCUGGAGGAUGAAGGCUUUCCUAAGGAUGAAGAGCGCCCCAUGCCUGAGAAUGAGUUCCAGAAGCAGGUGUGGCUGCUUUUUGAGUACCCAGAAUCAUCUGCUGCAGCCAGAAUUAUUGCAAUUAUUUCUGUCAUGGUCAUCCUUGUUUCCAUUGUCAUCUUCUGCUUGGAAACAUUACCUGACUUCAAAGAUGAGAGAGAAAUUUUGCCUCAUCAUCAUCCUCACCCUCGCAACAUCACACUACCAGAUCCCCCUUUCCUCUACACACAUCCUUUCCAAGAUCCCUUUUUUGUGGUGGAGACCAUGUGCAUUUGCUGGUUCUCAUUUGAACUACUAGUGCGUUUUGUGGCUUGCCCCAGCAAGACCAAUUUUUUUCGGGAUAUCAUGAACAUCAUUGAUUUUGUUGCCAUUAUCCCAUAUUUUGUAACCUUGGGCACUGAACUGGCACGUGCCAAAGGUGGUACUCCUGCCAUGUCACUGGCUAUACUAAGGGUUAUUCGUCUGGUGAGGGUUUUUCGAAUAUUUAAGCUUUCCCGACAUUCCAAGGGCUUACAAAUCUUGGGCCAGACCCUUAAGGCUAGCAUGAGGGAGCUUGGCUUGCUAAUCUUCUUCCUUUUCAUUGGUGUCAUUCUUUUCUCCAGUUCAGUCUACUUUGCAGAGGUUGACAAUGAAAACACUGCCUUUACCAGUAUCCCUGAAUCUUUUUGGUGGGCUGUAGUCACCAUGACAACCGUGGGUUAUGGGGACAUGUCACCUGUGACCGUUGGAGGGAAGCUGGUAGGCUCUCUAUGUGCGAUUGCUGGAGUGUUAACCAUCUCACUGCCUGUACCUGUCAUUGUAUCGAAUUUCAGUUAUUUCUACCAUCGUGAGACAGAGUGUGAGGACACAACAGAAUAUAAGCAUAUCAGCACCUCGCUUUGGAGUGAUGAGGAGGAGGAGGAGGAUGAGGAGGAGGAGGAGGAGGAUAAGGAAGAGUUGUCAGAAAAGGAGACCCAGGAAGUCAAGGAAGAAGAGGCAUGGCUAAAAGAAAAAACAAAACGUUUAUGCAGUCCACUGCAGACUGAACUGCUACAUGGACUCUGCACACGUAAUCUUCAGAACAGCAGUAAUGUCUAUCACACUCAGCCAUUGGUUACACAGGUUUGAGGAUCUCCUGGAAUAUCCUUGAUAAUUUGGACAAAACCUGCUGAUUAAAAUUCUUACCUGUCACAGAACUGUCAUUAAUGUGAACAAA